Messenger RNA from Morus notabilis, 2367 nucleotides. RefSeq names its product putative rRNA methyltransferase. Lineage: Eukaryota; Viridiplantae; Streptophyta; Magnoliopsida; Rosales; Moraceae. The record is from RefSeq and is a predicted model, not a curated record. The transcript is spliced from 11 exons. The coding region runs from base 42 to 2288 and encodes 748 amino acids.
CAUCAAUUAGAGAGAGAGAGAGAGAGAGAAUCUGCGCAGAAAUGGAAAGCGACGACGAGGUUCUACUAUCUUCGUCUCCGUCAAGGGCUUCUCCUCCGGUUCCUGAACGAAAGCUGAAGCGCUUGAAGAAAGCAAUUAGGGUUUCUCCAGAUGCCCAACUCGAACGGUCCAACAGUGUUCCUUUGAUGGCGGAAGAGAAUUUCUCCCAAUCCGAAGCCCUAAAUUUUGGUGAAUCGGAACAGCAAUUGUCGUCUGGUUCGGGAUCGGAGGAAUUCGAUGACGGAAAUGUUUUGGAUUCUGGUUUUCCUGGUUUUGAUGGUGAGAAAGAUGGUUCCGGGGCUAAGAGAGCUUUGGAUUUCGAGGCUUUGGGAGAGGAAGCUGAUGAGAAUGGCGAAGAUCGAAGCAAGGAGAUCCGAGAGGAAAGUGCAGAUGUAUCAAUGGGGGAAUUUGAGAAGAAACGGCGUAGUCCUGAUCCUCUCGAGGAAGAGAAAGACAAUAAGAAGAAAAGGAAAAAGAGUACUGAGGGUAGUGGCGACGAUGAGAAGAGCAAAGAUACUUCUGCUAACAAACGGAGGUCGGAGAAGGAAAGAAGAGAUUAUCUAAAGCAACUCCACGCUGAAUCUCAGCGACUUUUGCGAGAAACUAGAGAUGCGGCAUUUAAACCUGUACCACUUGUUCAAAAGCCUAUAUCUUCAGUUUUGGAGAAGAUUCGACAGCGAAAACUGGAGGUUUCCAAAAAAUCUUUCAGUAUAACUAGCACAUCUUUCAUUGAUGAUGAUAACGAUUCCUCAAGGGAAGUUACUGUAAUCCGAAAUACAGAAAAUACUCGUGUAGAUGAGAGAGAAGAUAAUAGAGUUUCGGCAGCAACAUGUAAGGAGACUAUUUCUCGUCCUACUGAAGCUGAGGGUAGCAUCAACGUGCUGAACACGGAUGAAUCUAAUGAUAGAGUGAGACCCAGCAGCAUAAAAGUUCCUCGGAUGGUUGUGGGUGAGGAAUCCAAUCAAUCAUUUCGAGCUCCUAUUGAUGAUACUCAGGAGUUGUUUUCUGAUUCCCAAUCAAGUGACUCGAAAAAUGAGGCACCAAGCAGUCCUUUGGAAGAGGUUUUUGUACCGUCAGAACUUGUAAUGAACUUACAGCUUGACUCUGCACCUCCUGAUGAUGUUUCUUCCGAUGAAGAAGACAACGACAAAGAGAAUGUUGAUCCCGAUCCAAGUGAAUCGGCUGACUUGGCUUCGUCUCCAAAAGGCAAUCCUGUCAAAGCUUUUGUUGAUGAUGAAGCUGAAGAAGAAGAUGACAGUGACAAUGACCUGCAGCGAUUUAAAGAUAAUGAUGAUGAUGAGGAUGCUGAAGAUCUUGAGGAGCUUAAUGAAAUGAUAACCGCCGGGUAUGAAGAAAGACCUGUUGAUAGUGAAAGACGUAAUGAAUUUCAUCAGCAAUGGCUUGAACAACAGGAUGCAGCUGGAACAGAAAUUCUGCUGCAGAAACUUAAAUAUGGAUCGAAACAUAGAGAAACAACUUUGGUUGAAGAGGAAGAAGAUAAAGAAGAGAAUGAAGAUGGCGAGUUUGGCGAUGAAGAGGCAGAAGAGUUGGCUCCAACUGAUCCUGUGAGAAUAAAUUUGCGCAAAGUAAAGCAAAUGAUUCCUCAAAUGUUUACAGACAACAAUGACGCAUACUUAUCUGAUGAUGAGGAAACGGAAAAGAGGCUUGCUAAACAGUGCCUGCUCCAGAAAGUGGAAGAGCAGGUUACUUUCUUGUCACCAGCAGAGGACGAAAGUUCUAGAGAAGUUUUUGGUCGUAUAAAAAAGCUGAAUAUUGUGCCGGAACUGAAGAAGAGAGCUAAAACACAUACCUAUUUUGAUAUGUCACUCAUGGGAGUAAACAGAAACAUUUCAUCAAAGCCAUCUUUCCUAGGCCGGAGUUCCAGUCAUUGUUUACCAUCAUCCAGAAAGCAAGGAUCGAUGACUGCUCGUUCCUUUAUCUUUGAACGAGACGAUAGCAAUAGUAGGAGCACAACAUCAGACUUAGAGGAUUCUUCUGAAGCGAUUCAGAGGGAGAACCGAGCAAGGACGGCUUCUGUCAAGUUCAGCAACUCACAAAGAAAGACUCUUCCUCAGAACUCCUCACCAGUAAUGAAGUCAGAUACUUCAUUAUUUGAUAUAUUGAAGAGAACUUCCUUGACAUCUAAGCGGCGCACAGUGGAUAAUGUGGUAACCCAGACCGAGUCUAUACUAGCCUCAUUCAAGUUGGCUAAGAAACCAGUGAAACCAAAGGAAGAUCGCAUCUUAUAGCUAAAGACUUGAAAUGUGAUGCUUAAUCUUCUGAUUUGCUUCUGUGAUUUACUCGUAUUCCGUUCGGUGAAGAAUUGGG